Amphimedon queenslandica is the source of this 651-nucleotide messenger RNA. RefSeq names its product propionyl-CoA carboxylase beta chain, mitochondrial-like. Gene Ontology annotation, molecular function: propionyl-CoA carboxylase activity. The record is from RefSeq and is a predicted model, not a curated record. Gene Ontology annotation, cellular component: mitochondrion. The annotation marks the transcript as partial. Lineage: Eukaryota; Metazoa; Porifera; Demospongiae; Haplosclerida; Niphatidae. The transcript has 8 exons.
AUGUGAUGUCCUCAGGAGUAGUCCCACAGAUAUCAUUAAUAAUGGGACCUUGUGCAGGUGGUGCAGUAUAUUCUCCUGCUAUUACUGAUUUCACAUUCAUGGUUAAGGAUACCUCGUACAUGUUUGUUACUGGCCCCAAAGUAGUUGAAGAAGUGACUAACGAGGUUGUUUCGGAUCAAGAACUGGGCGGGGCUUUGACACACACUAAGAAAUCUGGUGUGGCUCACGGAGCAUUUGAGAAUGACAUUGAUGCACUAUCACAGUUGAGAGAGUUGAUAGAUUACCUUCCAUUAAGCAAUAAAGAUCCAGUACCGAUUAGACACACUGGCGAUAAAAUUGAUCGUGAUCUCACUGCUCUCAAUUACAUCAUUCCUCCUUCCUCUGACACUCCUUAUGAUAUGUCUGACAUCAUCAAAGCUGUUGUAGACGAGGAAGAGUUCUUCCAAAUAAUGCCCGACUACGCUAGGAAUAUAAUUGUGGGAUUUGCCAGGUUGAACGGACAGACAGUGGGUGUGGUUGCUAACCAGCCCAAUCAAAAAGCAGGUUGUUUGGAUAUUAAUGCAUCAGUUAAAGGUGCUCGUUUUGUUAGGUUCUGUGAUGCUUUUUGUAUUCCACUGAUAACCUUCGUUGAUGUACCGGGAUUCCUACCAG